Molecule: messenger RNA, 965 nt
Organism: Helicoverpa armigera (cotton bollworm)
Lineage: Eukaryota; Metazoa; Arthropoda; Insecta; Lepidoptera; Noctuidae
Gene: mRpL9
Product: large ribosomal subunit protein bL9m
Exons: 5
Coding region: 137-898 (253 amino acids)
Biological process (GO): translation
Cellular component (GO): ribosome; mitochondrion
Molecular function (GO): structural constituent of ribosome
Source: RefSeq, a predicted model, not a curated record
CUGUCAGUGAGUGAGGGCCGGGGCCGAGGGCGUCAAAAUCUAACCUUAAAGAAGUAAAAGAUUUGAUUAGUCGUUUUCUUUUGGAAGCGUUAUUUGUACAUCAAUAAAAAAGGACUUUUUUAUCCUUUUGAUUACCAUGUUGGGCUUACGCUCAGUAAUUAGUAAUGCUAUAACAACUGCAUCCAAUGUAUUCCACCAACAGACCAGGAACACAUUUAUUUUAAAACGGACGAAUCCAUUUCCUCUACACAAAAAGGGUGGAAGGCCUAAAAAAAUGAGAGGCAGACAUUUUGUUUAUGAUUUAGUUGAAGAUACAAAUAUCACGAAAAAACCUGACAUAAAAGUAAUUCUUAACCAAUUUAUUGAUGGUGUUGGCAAUGAAGGAGAUGUAUUAACAUUGCGCCCUAAUCAGGCCUAUCGCGACUAUCUUAUGCCUGGCUUGGCUGUCUAUGCCAGUCCAGAAAACAUGGAGAAGUAUAAAGCAAAUGAAAACAAGCCCAAGAUUGGAGAUAACUAUAGUUCUCCCUAUGUACACAGGACUAUUGGCUGCUUAUCUCGUGUAGUUUUACAAAUCACUAUGAACAAAAUGGAACCCUGGGUACUGGAACCCUGGCACAUCAGUGCUUCUUUUAGAAAAUCAGGCUUUGUUGUACCCGAACAUGCCAUUGAGAUGCCUCCUGUACAAAUUAAAGGGCCAGAUCUAUCAUUACAAGACAAGGAGUUUUAUGUCACUGUUACAAUCAAUAACACAGAAAAAGUAAAUGUUAGGUGUAGAAUACACCACUGGGCUACUGGUGUAGACAGGCUACCGUGGGAGGAGAAUCAUUGGAAGAAACCCAAAGAAGCUCUGAUACCAGAACAGGCAUCAGAAUUGGAGAAAAUUCCUCUGCCUCCGUAAAUGUAAUUUAGAUAUAGUAACAGUGUUAAAUAAUGUAGAUUGUGUUAAAUAAACAGGAUUCAGUCAA